This is a messenger RNA of Polistes dominula (European paper wasp), 1151 nucleotides long. RefSeq lists its product as uncharacterized. The record is from RefSeq and is a predicted model, not a curated record. NCBI's taxonomy places the organism in Eukaryota, Metazoa, Arthropoda, Insecta, Hymenoptera, Vespidae.
UUAAAUAUCCAGCUGUAUAAAAGAAAUAUGACUUAUGGAUGAUUAUUUUGUUGCCUCCUAUUUAUUUUUAUUUUUAAAUCAAAAUCUACAAUGAAAUAAGAUGCAUAAAUAUUUAUGUGCGCAACUAUCGAAUCAAUGUCAAUAGUUGUUUAAUAAAAGUGUGCAUUUAAAACAGUGCCAUUAAACACUUGACGAAUCAUUUGUAACUUUCUUUCCUUCUACAACAUCGGUUUUAACUUAUGUUAUUAUAGUUGUAGUAAUAGCAACUGUUCUCCAAAACAAUAACUUCAUUUGUUUCAUGCGUAGAGUUAUGGUUUGUAAAAAAACCUAUUUCAUCAUCUGCAAUAGAUUGGAAUUUUCGUAUUUUUGUAUUGCAACAAAACAAUGGUGUGUGUGUGCAUUUAAAUUGAUUUAGAAGAAUUUGUAUUAUGUCUACGCUGGAAGAAGGACAUGUCGACGAAGAAAGUAUUUCACGUUUGUCUACUCAAGAAGAAUACGAUCCUCUACCAGCACAAUUGAAAAAAGUCGAUGAACUAUUAAAAUCCAUAAGUACACAGUUGGAAGAUUGUGCUUUAAACUGGCAAGCCAAAGUUUCGCAUGAGCAAUGGAAAAUAUUUAGUUCAAAGACUCUUAUAAAAAAACCUUGGGAAGAAUCUCUAUUGGCUAGAACAUUUUUUUCCGACAAAAUUUUAGAUGAGACCUUUCAAAACUUACUCUCGAGCAAUAAAUCUUUCUCGAAGCAACUUAACGAUUUCAUCUUACAAAUGAAUAUACAGAUAUUUUUUCUAGUGCUCCUACAAAAUAAGCAGCCUGCUGCUAAUUCAUCGAUUUCUGAAAAAGAAAGUGUAGCAAAGUACUGCCCGGAUAUAACUGCUAAUGAAGAAAUAUCAAUGUCCAAGCAAAUCGCAGAAGCACUCAAUUUCUCCUUACCAAAGUAUACUAAUUCUAGUGUUUUGAGAAAAAAAGGGAACAUAUUGCAUACUCAUUUGCUUGCUAUUAACAGUUCGUUUGCUGACGUUAUCAAAGCUAAAGUCAAUUUUGAUACCAAGUUUUUAGGAUUCGAAGCAGUCUUGCAUAAGACAUCGACUACACCACCACCCAAUGAUGUUUCUUGUUUUUGCAAAAGUCUUUCAAAUGUAAUAAUCAUGAAA